Messenger RNA from Aspergillus oryzae RIB40, 705 nucleotides. RefSeq names its product PIG-L family deacetylase. Bases 1 to 705 code for a protein of 234 amino acids. Gene Ontology annotation, cellular component: endoplasmic reticulum. The record is from RefSeq and is a predicted model, not a curated record. Gene Ontology annotation, biological process: GPI anchor biosynthetic process. Lineage: Eukaryota; Fungi; Ascomycota; Eurotiomycetes; Eurotiales; Aspergillaceae. The transcript has 4 exons. Gene Ontology annotation, molecular function: N-acetylglucosaminylphosphatidylinositol deacetylase activity.
AUGAACAACUUCCCAGCCUCAAAGUCACUAACACCAUCCAUACAUACAGCACAACAAACCAAUGGCCCAAUGCUGCACCUCAUCACACACCUAAUCCAGCGCAUCUGGAGAAGACCCGUGACACUCGCUCUCACCUUCCUCACCGUCUUCCUCAUUGCGCCACUAUUCCUCUACCAUCUCCUGGCCUACUACCUCGCCAACGAUCCCCGUCUCGUCCCCAGCGCAUUCCGCACCGCCAAGAAUAUCCUCCUCGUCACCGCGCACCCAGACGAUGAGACCCUCUUCUUCAGUCCGAGUAUUCUCUAUCGUAAUGAUGAUGCGACCGUAACCCGGGGUUUGUUGGCGCUUUCGUCUGGUAACUACGAAGGCAUCGGCGACAUCCGCCGCAGCGAACUCCAACGCAGCUGUGCCGAACUCGGGAUUAAACGCGAGCGAUGCGUGAACCUGGAUCACUAUGAGCUGCAGGAUAAUCCGCAGAAAUGGUGGAGGGAGGAUUUGAUCGAGGAGCUUGUGGGGGAGUAUGUUAAGAAAUGGAAUAUUGAUUUGAUUAUUACGUUCGACGACGGGGGUAUAUCUGGACAUGUUAAUCAUCGGGCCGUUAGUGCUGGUGUUAGUGAUCUAGUAAAUACAUAUCCAAAACCCCACAAGGCCCACCAGCGUACGCACUACAGACCAAAUUCCUUCUACGAAAAUACGCCGGUCUAG